GGAACGUCAUCAUUAGGCGACAAGUCAGCUGAUGGGGUUCCCUACACGACUGUUGUAUUGUAUAAUAGUUGGCUGUAGUUAGACAUGUAUAUAUCGUAAAUUUGGUAUAAAUAUAAUAUACGAUAUCUAAUUUAUCCUUAUUUUUAAGGGUACAAUGUAGUUCUGCUUUAACGCACUUUUUAUUUGGUUGGAGUACACGGAGGUUCGCUAACUGUCCAUCUCUAUCAGCUAAGUGCUAACUGCUAACAGCUAGAUUCAUUGUGUUGAUUCUCUACAUAUAACCCUGAACGCCAUGGCGAAUUCAUUUACACUUGGUGAAAGAUUUCAUGAGAAGAUAAAAGAGUUAUUGGAGAAAAAAUGCUGUAAUUCACCGGAUCUCCUUGAGGAAUUAAAAGCACUUAAAGAGCAGAACAUCAUCUCAUUCAGGACUGCCAGGAAACUGCAGAAACUUCUUCAGCAAAAUGGAUAUCCAGUUUACCUUCAUGAGCUGUUUGAAGACAGCAUGCUUCAUCUUCCAAAGGUGGAGCCGCCUCCCAGAAACCCUCAGUUAGUGGCUCGUCUGGAGAAGAUUAAAGCAAAACUGGCAAAUGAAGAAUAUAGGAGAAUCACACGGAAUGUGAAUCCUCAGGAAAUUAAAAAUCAUGGAACCCUAGCAGACUUUGGAAGACAAGUGCGAUCUGUCAAAGCGGUCGUUGUUACUGUGUUUAAUUUCUUGGUAACGGUGGUUGCAGCCUUCACUUGUGCCUACAUGGGUAGUCAGUACGUCUUCACAGAAACUACUGCGAGAAUAAUAUCUGCAGUGAUUGCAGCAUCUGUGGUUGGUCUAGCAGAGCUUUACGUCCUGGUUCGCACUAUGGAGGGUGACUUGGGAGAGCCGUAACACCAGCCAACACUGGAAAAAGCUCAUUAUUUCCAGGACAUUGUCAAGAACCAUACUAGACUGUAUUUAAUCCUAAUUUUCCAUCUGGAAAGGAAGGGAGAGCUUCAAAAUAAAGAUUUUUCAGUUUACCCCAGAAAGAUGGAGGCUCUCUAAUAAUCAUAUGAAUUCUGAUCGCAAGUGUGCACCUACAAACCCUUGUGUUUCACCUAAGAGUUAUAAUAUUAUUGUAAGAAUGUAAUGGAUGUGUUUGUGUGUGAGAAUUUAUUUGUAUAUAUUAUUAUCAUUAUGACAGUCUACAUGCAGCAAAUCUUAUUAAGCUGACUCUCAGGAUUAUGGAGUUCAGUUUAUGUCCACUAGAUGGUACAUAAGUCAUACAAAAGGUGCCAGUAGACUGGCAUAUUAUUUUGUAAAGCUGGAUUAAGGCUACUGUAGUAAUGAGUAUUCAUGUUAUUUUGAUUAGGAGACAUAAGCAUGAGAUACAUCAUUGAUUUGGUCCUGGUUAAACAGAUGUACAAUAACAGAUCAGGAUCAGCUUUAUGCGGGUGAAGUUUUGUCCCAGAAAAAUCCCCGAAAACUGUAAAUUCUGCCUGAUCCACUGUGGGUUACUGAGGAUUGUUUUCAUCAGAAAUGUUUAAAGCUCUUAAAAUUGUAUGAUGUCUGAUUUCAAAAAAGAGUUUUUGUACUUUGAAUUUUUCAUUUCAAUAAAUAUUUCAGGGUGACACACA
Pangasianodon hypophthalmus (striped catfish) is the source of this 1605-nucleotide messenger RNA. It is a transcript of the gene vma12, whose product is annotated as transmembrane protein 199. Bases 293 to 880 code for a protein of 195 amino acids. The record is from RefSeq and is a predicted model, not a curated record. Gene Ontology annotation, cellular component: endomembrane system. NCBI's taxonomy places the organism in Eukaryota, Metazoa, Chordata, Actinopteri, Siluriformes, Pangasiidae. Gene Ontology annotation, biological process: vacuolar proton-transporting V-type ATPase complex assembly. The transcript is spliced from 7 exons.